UCCCCGCGGCGCGAGCGGCUGACUGCCGGGAGAGGAAACGGCAUUCGGAGCCGCGCUCCCGCCCAGGCCGGCCCUGACGCGGGCCUCGUCAGCUGGUAACGGGGAGCAGAGGUGGGGGUCAGGGAGGCGACCACGGAAACGGCGAAGGUCGGAACCGACAGCCUCCUCCGAGAAGGGCAGGAGCUGGGAGGAGGCGGCAGCAGCGGCGGUAGCAGGAGCGGCGGCGGCGGCGGCGGCGGCAGAGGCAGCGGCGGCGGCGGCGGCAGCAGCAGCUGGGAGGAGGUGGUGACGGUGGCAACGGCAGCGUCGGGGAGGAUGGCGCGACUGGUGGCAGUGUGCAGGGACGGGGAGGAGGAGUUCCCCUUCGAGAGGAGGCAGAUCCCCCUCUACAUAGACGACACCCUGACGAUGGUGAUGGAAUUUCCUGACAAUGUGUUAAAUCUCGACGGGCAUCAGAAUAAUGGUGCACAGCUAAAGCAGUUCAUUCAGCGACAUGGUAUGCUUAAGCAACAGGAUCUAAGUAUUGCCAUGGUGGUGACAUCACGUGAAGUCCUGAGUGCACUUUCUCAGCUUGUCCCAUGUGUUGGUUGUCGCCGCAGUGUGGAGCGUCUCUUUUCCCAGCUUGUAGAGUCUGGCAAUCCUGCUCUUGAACCCUUAACAGUAGGGCCCAAGGGAGUCCUGUCUGUAACCAGAAGCUGCAUGACUGAUGCAAAGAAGCUUUAUACAUUAUUUUAUGUACAUGGGUCCAAACUAAAUGACAUGAUAGAUGCUAUUCCAAAAAGUAAGAAGAAUAAGAGAUGUCAGUUGCACUCCUUAGAUACGCACAAGCCAAAACCUUUGGGUGAAGGGAGCAGUAGCAGUGUCAGUUCAGAGAAGUUAAGUACAGAUAAGAGAAGUAGUGAAGACCACAGGAAGGACAGCAAGUGUAGGAUCAUUUUCCAUUAUGGACCUUUCCAGGGAACAGCCAGAGGUUGUUGGAUGGAUGUAUGGGAACUAAUGUCCCAGGAAUGCAGGGAUGAAGUAGUUUUAAUUGACUCAAGUUGUCUUUUAGAAACACUAGAAACAUACCUGCGAAAACACAGGUUUUGCACUGAUUGCAAAAAUAAAGUUCUCCGAGCAUACAACAUCCUUAUUGGUGAACUUGAUUGCAGCAAAGAAAAGGGCUACUGUGCUGCACUUUAUGAAGGCUUGCGGUGCUGUCCACAUGAACGACACAUACAUGUUUGCUGUGAAACAGACUUCAUUGCUCACCUUUUGGGUCGUGCUGAGCCAGAGUUCGCAGGAGGGUAUGAACGAAGAGAAAGGCAUGCAAAGACAAUAGAUAUAGCUCAAGAAGAAGUUCUGACCUGCUUGGGAAUUCAUCUUUAUGAAAGACUGCAUCGAAUCUGGCAAAAACUCCGGGCAGAAGAGCAGACAUGGCAGAUGCUUUUCUAUCUUGGUGUUGAUGCUUUACGCAAGAGUUUUGAGAUGACCGUGGAAAAAGUACAGGGUAUUAGCAGAUUGGAACAACUUUGUGAGGAAUUUUCAGAAGAGGAACGAGUAAGAGAACUCAAGCAAGAAAAGAAACGCCAAAAACGGAAGAAUAGACGAAAAAAUAAGUGUGUGUGUGAUAUUCCUACUCCCUUACAAACAGCAGAAGAAAAGGAAGUAAGCCAAGAGAAGGAAACAGACUUCAUAGAAAAUAGCAGCUGCAAAGCCUGUGGCAGCACUGAAGAUGGUAAUACUUGUGUAGAAGUAAUUGUUACCAAUGAAAAUACGUCAUGUACCUGUCCUAGCAGUGGCAAUCUUUUGGGGUCCCCUAAAAUAAAGAAAGGCUUAUCUCCACACUGUAAUGGUAGUGAUUGUGGAUAUUCAUCUAGCAUGGAAGGGAGUGAAACAGGUUCUCGGGAGGGUUCGGAUGUUGCCUGCACUGAAGGCAUUUGUAAUCAUGAUGAACACGGUGAUGACUCCUGUGUUCAUCACUGUGAAGACAAAGAGGAUGAUGGUGAUAGUUGUGUUGAAUGUUGGGCAAAUUCUGAAGAGAACAACACAAAAGGAAAAAAUAAAAAGAAGAAAAAGAAAAGCAAGACGUUGAAAUGUGAUGAACAUAUCCAGAAGCUUGGAAGCUGUAUUACAGAUCCAGGUAAUCGAGAGACCUCAGGAAAUACCAUGCACACAGUGUUUCACCGUGACAAGACCAAAGAUGCACAUCCUGAAAGCUGUUGCAGCUCUGAAAAGGGUGGGCAGCCACUGCCUUGGUUUGAGCAUAGAAAAAAUGUACCACAGCUUGCAGAAUCUACAGAAACAUUGUUUGGUCCCGAUUCCGGAAAAGGUGCCAAGAGCUUAGUUGAACUCCUUGAUGAGUCUGAAUGUACUUCAGAUGAGGAAAUCUUUAUCUCACAAGAUGAAAUACAGUCAUUUAUGGCUAAUAACCAGUCUUUCUACAGCAAUAGAGAACAAUACCGACAGCAUCUGAAGGAGAAAUUUAAUAAAUACUGCCGCUUAAAUGAUCACAAGAGGCCCAUUUGUAGUGGCUGGUUGACAACAGCUGGAGCAAAUUAAAUAAAUAAAAUAGCUCUGUCUUUCAAUGAAACACUCAUGAUGACUACUGCGCCUUCUCUUUUGAAAAACUCUUAAUUUAGUGACUUAAACGGCAAAAUUUUAUCUUAAAUGUGAUUCUUUCUUGUUUUGGGAGACGGUGGAGGUAUCCUCAUUAGUUUGUUCUUUCUUCAGGCUUGUGUCUUUAGUUGCGUGGCUGCACAGGCCUGCCAUAUGAUUUAAGCCAUCUCUUUUCAUUAAAUGUUUCUCUUCCUGUGAGACUUACUAAAGCAACUUAGUGGCAAAAAGUAAUGUUGUACUUAUAAUUCUGUACAGAAAUGACAAUGAGCUGAAUAUAUGGUUUUACAAAGUAGACAUCCACUUGCGAAAUGUUUGGAUGUAAUGUUAAAGCGCAAUGUGCAAAAUUUAAAAUAAAGAAUAUUUAUUAAUAUGCACAGUAAAA
This is a messenger RNA of Sapajus apella (tufted capuchin), 2980 nucleotides long. It is a transcript of the gene GGNBP2, whose product is annotated as gametogenetin binding protein 2. The transcript is spliced from 15 exons. The record is from RefSeq and is a predicted model, not a curated record. NCBI's taxonomy places the organism in Eukaryota, Metazoa, Chordata, Mammalia, Primates, Cebidae. Gene Ontology annotation, cellular component: nucleus; cytoplasm. The coding region runs from base 316 to 2541 and encodes 741 amino acids.